AUGGACAAGAUGACGGAACAGUUGAUUCCUAAAAAGCAAGUGCACCUUAAUGCAUUUGUGCAUCCAUGUCUGGAUAGCACAUUAUGGAAUUUGGUGAAAGUACAUUAUGAAUAUGGGGAAAUCCCAUCUAAGAAUCACUAUAAUAAGAACCGUGCUGAUGGCAUUGAUUUUAUGACUGAUGCUGACAAAUUUCAGCUUGUAUAUGUUGAAGGGUCAAGGCCAGUAGUGAAACAAGAAAAGGAAAUUAUAGAUGUUAAAAAAAUUAUAAAUAAUUUGAAAAGCAUAUUUUCAAAAAUUAUAAAAGAAAUAGUUAAAGACAGAAGGUGUUUAUCAAAAAAAUUAUUUGUAUUCGGUGUUGAUAGUGCUAGUUUACCACGGGAAUUUUCAGAAAUGCAAGAUUUUGUAUACUUUUAUGAAACUGUUGGUCAGGAAGUUAAAACAUCCUUUGAUGAAGCAAAAACUAAACCAAGACUCUCACAUUUUUCAUAUGUAAAUGCUCUUCUUCGACUAGAUGAGUGA
Molecule: messenger RNA, 519 nt
Organism: Entrophospora sp. SA101
Lineage: Eukaryota; Fungi; Glomeromycota; Glomeromycetes; Entrophosporales; Entrophosporaceae
Source: the annotation of a GenBank genome assembly